AUGUUGGCCCAUCACCUCCAGCCCAACACCUCUUCGCCACUAAUCCGCAGCAGAAGCAGAAGCAGCAGCAGCAACAAUUUCUAUUACAAUAACAAUAACAUUGACCUGAUGUCGAUAGAAUUGAAUGUCAAACAAUCGUUUCUGACAUUUAGCAUCCUCCUCAGCAACUUGGAUGAUAAGCAGCAAAUCACCGCGAUCUUGGGAUUAUCGGAAGACGCUUUUUUCGCACAAUCGCUGGAGUUUCUCUCAAAAUAUAUCCAAAAUGACCAGAACGAUCUUGUCCCAUUGUUUAAGAGCCAGGUUUUGCCCCAACUUAUCUUCAAACUCCAUCAUCUAUGUUGUCUAACUAAUGGCCAUAACUCCCCUACUACCGCCAAGAUCACCGACGCUUUCCAAGUGUUGAGCAAUCGCUGUGAUUCUUCAGCAAAACUCGCGGUAUUAGUGAACUUCAAGCUAGGAGAAACAUUAUUCAUAGCAAUCUCUAAAUUGACCGAUAAUAGAAAAUGCAAAUCAAAAUAUAAAUACCUACUAUUUUCCUAUUUGGACUUGGAUGAUGUGUGUACAAACCAAUUCAUCUCCUCGGAGUUGUUCCACUUACACGUCAUCAACCCAAUAUUGAAAUCAUCACAAAAACUAGAAGUCAAUAUCAAUUCGGUUAUCAUUGCUAUCGAGGCUUUGUCGUUCACCGUACCCUCGUGUUCCAGCGAUUCAAAACAGUUUUUAGUAAACGUCAAGAUCUGCGAGGGAUUAGUGAUUUUCUUACAAAUUUCGAAAUACGAUCAUGAUCUAGAAUCAAUAUGCCAUAACGUUAUAAGAUUCUUUCGGCUCUUGAGUAUUGAUUUCCAAUCGGUAUUAUUUCAAUGUGAUUUCGUGCCAAAUUUACUCAGAAUAUUAUUCGAAUUUACGAAUUCUCCAACUGGCAAAAGUCAAACUUUUCUAAUGGAAUCUAUCACCUUAAUUUUUUCAAUCAUUCAAUACAAAAAACCAAAAUCAAAAGACAUAUCUCCUGGGGUAUUAUUUCACACCAUAUUCAAGCUUUUGAUCAAAUCGACCACCAUCAACAACGAUCUCAUUAUGAUAAGGUUUCUCAUUGAUUCGGCGGAAAUUCUUCUGGCAAAUGAUUUAUCAAUAUUAAUUAGCAAAAAUCAGUUUACGCAAUUUCAAAAUAAGAUUGGUAACUUGGUAUAUAUUGUGACGCAUACUCAUUUUUAUGAAGAACAAUAUCAAGUGGGGAAUGGGGAAAUUAUACCACCAGUGACUGGUCACCACCGUUGUUUCCGAGGAUACAUUAAGCUAUUGCUGCUUCCGAAUUUCCAAAAAUUGAUAGGGUACAACAUAGGGUUUGCGGAUUUCCUCCUUAUGACGUCGAUUUUCCAGUACCUGGAUUUGUUAUAUGAAAAGUUUCGCGAUGAUUCUCAUGUGACUAUCAGACUACUAGAAAUGGUCAACGACUACAAAUAUGAUAUUUCGGUGGUGCGUGAAUGGGGUGAAGGCGCCAGUCUUGGGAAUUUGUUGAUUUCGUUGAUUCGUGAUGCCAAAACUUCUGAUCAACAAUGGAAAGGAUAUCUUCUUGAUACCAUUUAUAACUUGGUGAACAUUUUAUCUUUAUGUUCGAGGAAAAACGUCGUGGAAAUCUUGGAACCACUUUUGGAUGACGAUGACGAUUACGAUGAUCAUGAAGACCGCUAUCACUGUGAUAAGCAAUUUGUUCGUUCAAUGUUGCUCGAAUUUAUCACCUGUUAUUUACAAUCCAACGACCAGGCACAAAAGAGAAUGGCGAUUAAACUCUUUAAUUGCGUGUGCAUGACCGAUAGUGGUGCCAUUGCAAGAAUAAUUUUAGAAUCGCACCCUGAAUGUUUCAAUGAUUUGACAAAUAUUGUAUCGCACACCUUUGCCGAAAACAUGAAUGGUGGAUCGAUUGUCCAACAAAUUCCAUUAUGUUUAUCUAUACUUGAAAUAUUCCAAAGUUUGAUGGUGGCCGAGAGCUUCACGUUGAUCACCGGCAAAACCUUCUUUUCCGAAUUGAUGAAAACCAUGACAAUUUACAUGGGGCAUGGCUCAGUAUCUGGUCAUCGAGGGGUGCUUAAAAUCCGCUGUUUAGAAUUUAUUAGCAGUUUGAUCGACCCUAAUGUUUUGGAACCACAUCAAGCGGAAAAAGUUUUGUUUGUCAAAUCGUUUGAUUGGUUAAAUACCGUGGUUUCUCCCAUGCUCGAUGCCGAAAUCAAGCAGCGGUUGGGAAUUGAUAAUCAUCACGAUAAUAAUGAUGACGGGAUUAAAAAUACUGUGGAGAUCGAUGUCUUGACAUUGCUUAUGGAUAUUAUUUCCCACUGUAUUGAACUUCAAACGAAAAAGAUGAAAAAUGUCAUUGAUUCUAUGGUACUUGGUAAAUUAUCGACGAUCCUAUUUGAAUUCCGGUUAAUUGAUACCAAUCCAAUCAUUUUGACCAAAUGUUUAAAUAUCAUCCAUCCGUAUUUGAAAAGCAAGCUUCAUGGGAAUGAAGUGGAGUAUCUAGUGACCACCAUGAAACUUGAUAUAUUUUUCAUGAAGGCCAUCGGGGACAUUGAUUCGGGGAAACAAUACGUCACAAAGAUCAAACUUGAUAAUGAUGAUACAGAUGACGAUUUGUUCGUUGAAUUCUUUGAAAGUUUGUACCGAUUAAACCAAAUCUCCAUUACGUUUCUGAAGAAUAUCAUGAUUUCUUAUAAAAUGACAAUGAUUUUCAGGUUAAUCACCAUUGCCGAAGGAUUGCUUGUUACUGCUCCCAAUACUACUAUAACUCUGAGAGAAAAGAUCACCCAAAAGCUCGAUUUGCUUUUUUCGGUGUUCUCACAAUUAACGGUGGAUUUUGAAUUGUUUGAUAAACGAGACAAGAAUAUCAUGUGCAUGAAGCUUAUAAAUAUCUUUGAUUUAACUUAUUUCCAGAACAUCCAAAUUAGCGGGGUGCUCAAUGAUAAUUUGUUUUUGUUGUUGUCGUACAAUAUUUUGGAUGACCCAAACACUUGUUAUAUCAUCGAUGAUUUAUUAUUGAAAAUGCUCCAAAUCAUGAAAAAUCGCAGCGGUAAUUGUUUGAAAUUGAUGGAAUUUUUCUGGAAAUUCUUGUACAUGUAUUCGUUGAUCAAGACUUCAUAUUUCAAACGUCACGUCAUGGAACUUAUGGAGAGUUUCAAUCGGUUGAAGACCUCCAAUGAAGUGGCACCAACAUUAUCCGAAGAACCCUUAUUGAUCGAUGACCAUACUUGUAAUCGGUUAAUCAAUGAGUUACUUUGGGAGUCAUCGGAGACGUUACAGUACUUUAUCUUAUCGACGUUUGUUGAGAUAUUGGUAAAUGAGAGUAUCAAUGAUGAUGACGAAGAAGAAGAAGAAGAUAAUGAUGAAGAUGUGAGGAAACAUCAAGAGACAGAAGAAACCCAGAAGACCGGGUAUAAUACCAUCAAUGUGGCGGUAUUCCGGACUUUGAUAAAGACUGCUGGGUUGAGUCAAAGAUCAAUUGAUGAAUUGUCAAUGAAGUAUCAGUACUCUUCAAAGAUGAAUUUUGAACAAUUGAAUAAUUUACGGAACAUUUUUCUAUUGAUACCUCAAUGA
This is a messenger RNA of Saccharomycopsis crataegensis, 3582 nucleotides long. RefSeq lists its product as uncharacterized. The record is from RefSeq and is a predicted model, not a curated record. Lineage: Eukaryota; Fungi; Ascomycota; Saccharomycetes; Ascoideales; Saccharomycopsidaceae. Bases 1 to 3582 code for a protein of 1193 amino acids. The transcript has a single exon.